Paramacrobiotus metropolitanus is the source of this 1824-nucleotide messenger RNA. RefSeq lists its product as uncharacterized. NCBI's taxonomy places the organism in Eukaryota, Metazoa, Tardigrada, Eutardigrada, Parachela, Macrobiotidae. Gene Ontology annotation, molecular function: protein binding. The coding region runs from base 242 to 1402 and encodes 386 amino acids. The record is from RefSeq and is a predicted model, not a curated record. The transcript has 5 exons.
UACGCGCUCCUAACAACAUGUUGAUCACGCAACGUUCACGAUAUAAAUGCCGUGAUCUGCUUGCAAAACUAUUAAUAGUCAGGAAGCAGCACUUUUAAACAGAUACCCUUACCUUAAUCUGCCGCAGCCAACUGGAAAAAGCGCAGCACUACGCAGGUUUCCCUCAACACCCAAACAGGAUUUCUUGUCAGCAAGUUCCUGUGAGUCGUGGAGCAACGCUGUGUACGCCUUGGGUCCGAUAAUGCAGGACUCUUGCGAAUCCGCAGACAACCAGCGCCUGUGCCCAGCCCACACUUUACCGAUUGAACUCGUAGCCCGCAUUUUUUCUUUCCUGGAUAUAUUUGACAUCUCACUUUGCUCUGCAGUAUGCAGGCGAUGGGAAGUUAUCGCUAAGAAUUCUCCAUUGGUCGGCAAAAUUGUCAUCGUCGAUCUCAAGAAAUGGCGUAAUAACCGCUGUGAUGAAUAUACGUGUCCAGAAUGGCGGAUAACCGGAAACAAAGAACUGAGAGGAGAACGUCUGCUGAAGCAUUUCAUCACACUAGCCACACGCCACGUGGUUUUACGCUGGCCUCUGGACUCUUCCCUACCAGAACCGAAGUUAUGCAUAAGUCAUCCGGAUCAAAACCCUGAUAUGUUCAGCACACACUAUCACUGCAAUUACAGCGGUUCGAUCGAUCUGGACGUCAUCACGGAGAUUCUUCAGCGGCUACAGCGCAGUCUUGGCAACGUGAUCGUAUCGCUAACGUUGCAAAAUGUAAAGCUCUGCACAAAUGAUAUGGCUCUGGUUCCCCAUAGUUUUCCCAUGGUGCACUACAGUCAUGUCCAGGUUUACUGCCAUAUCAAACCCAGCGACUAUGGACACUAUCCCAAGCCGAUUGUUCUGCGCGUUGAGAUUGAUCGGAAAACUCUGAAGGGAGACGACCUUGAGCCCCUCAAGGAUGCAUGUAUGAACUACAUAUGUUUUCGUUACUUUAAUCUUUUUUUGCCUGCGUUGUCACCAGAGGAACAAACUUGCAUGGAUAGAGUGCUGCGGUCACAUCAGAAAUUCGAUGUUUUAACCAACUGGAACGGAUAUUUCGGUCGGCAUAUGAGAUGGGAAAAUACCCUAGCGGAUAUGCAGUUAACCAUGAAUGAAAUCCGCACCUAUCCCUUGUGGCAGCAGUACCUUGCUCGCGACCUCUUGCAGUACCAUCCACUUGACAGCAGCGAAACUCCAGCGAACGCACAGUCCGGUCGCAGUGCUGUGCAAAGAGUGCUGGGACCAUUUAAGCGGGAGUAUACUGAGAGCACGUGGAUGUCUUGUAAUUUUACGGAAGGAACCACGAGCGUGCCACCGCCGUUUUGCAGAACCCAGUAUUUGCCUUGUUCAAAGCUGAGGACUUUUCAAAAGACAGACUGGUGAAAGACAACUUGGAGCUCGACAGCUUUGAGUUUUGGAAGCAAAGACGCAAUAUUUUCCCAGAAUUGCACAAGGUGGCAAUGUGUAUCGCCAGCGCACCGGCAACCAGCACACCAGUGGAAAGGGUAUUUUCCACCGCCGGAAUAGCAACAUCGGGAAAAAGGAACAGGCUAAGCGGACUGCGGCUCGAAAUGGAGGUUUUACUGCAGCGAAAUUACAAGUUAUUGGAGAUCGACUGAUUUUCCUGCCUGUUUUCUAUUUUCCAUUUUUAUGUUUCAUUUUUUCACUUUCUUAAAUUUGUUCUCUUUCUGAGUAUUUCAUUCUUUGCUGUUUCGUUUUUUUCUUAGCACGGGAGUUUCACCCGGGGUCUCCAUGUAGCCAACGGUUCUCCUGAUCUUGUAAUGAUAAUAAAUAACGCUGCUCUG